Molecule: messenger RNA, 4112 nt
Organism: Boleophthalmus pectinirostris (great blue-spotted mudskipper)
Lineage: Eukaryota; Metazoa; Chordata; Actinopteri; Gobiiformes; Gobiidae
Gene: homer2
Product: homer scaffold protein 2
Exons: 10
Coding region: 330-1394 (354 amino acids)
Biological process (GO): regulation of store-operated calcium entry; G protein-coupled glutamate receptor signaling pathway
Cellular component (GO): cytoplasm; dendrite; postsynaptic density
Molecular function (GO): G protein-coupled glutamate receptor binding
Source: RefSeq, a predicted model, not a curated record
CGGGGAGGACCGAGCAAACUACACCGAGCAGCGAGGACACUUGACAGGCACGUAUCAACUUAAUUACUCGGCGACUGCGUGGAGAACAUUACGGAUAAUCUCACCGCGUUAGCUCGCCGUGAAGGAGUAAGCGAGCGAAAGAAAGAAACAGACCCCGUGAAGAAGGAGUGAAAACGCUAAGAAGAAAAAGAAGCUUGCUGCACAGGGAAUGAACUCAUUGGAGAGCUAGAUAAUUAUCCGUGGACUUUGCUUUUUGACAGUUUUUCAAUAAGUAGGAUUCUUCUCUGCAGCGGUAUUUUUCUAAGGAGUUGUUCCUCAAGUCCACGGCAAUGGGGGAGCAGCCGAUCUACACGACCCGGGCCCAUGUCUUCCAGAUUGACCCCACCACCAAAAAGAACUGGGUCCCUGCGAGCAAACAGGCGGUGACCGUCUCCUACUUCUACGACAGCACCAGGAACAGCUACCGCAUCAUCAGCGUCGACGGGUCCAAGGUGAUCAUCAACAGCACCAUCACUCCAAACAUGACGUUCACAAAGACCUCACAGAAGUUCGGGCAGUGGGCGGACAGUCGAGCCAACACAGUGUUUGGACUGGGCUUCUCCUCAGAGCAGCAGCUGUCCAAGUUUGCAGAGAAAUUUCAAGAGGUAAAAGAAGCUGCCAAACUUGCCAGGGACAAAUCUCAAGAGAAAGGGGAGACGAUGAGCAAUCACUCUCAGGAGUCGGGCCGGGAGACACCUCUGAACACACAGCCGUCCAGCAUCAACGGCACAGACGAUGAAAAGAUCUCCCACGUGGGACCAGAGGCCGCAGUGCUCAAGACCGAAAACGAACGUCUCAAGAGUGCCGUGGAGCAGAGCAACACAAAUGCCAAGAAGUGGGAGACGGAGCUUCAGACUCUGAGGGAGAAUAAUGCUCGGCUGGUGGACGCCCUUCAGGAGUCCUCCGCCAACGUGGAGAGCUGGAAGAAACAACUGGCCACCUGCAAAGAGGAGAGUGACGCACUGAGAAGCAAGAUUGCUGAACUGGAGGCUCAGUGCAAUGAAGCCAAUCAGGAGAAGCAGAAGAACGCCCAGCUGAGCGCCAGAGUGCAGGAGCUGGAGACAGAGCUGCAGGACAAAGAGACGGAGCUGGAAAACCUGAGGAAACAGGCGGAGAUCAUCCCACAGCUGAUGGGCGAGUGUGAGAGCAUCACCACAAAACUACAGGCUGCGGAGUCAAAGAACAAAGAGCUGGAGGGGCGGAUAGGAGUGCUGAGUCUGGACAUCGACGAGAGCCGACAGAAACAGGGAAACAUGAAGGGGGAGCUCAAGAAGUUUAUGGACAUCCUGGACGGAAAGAUCGAUGAACUUCACGAAUUCAGACAGGGCCUCUCCAAGUUAGGCGCAGAUAACUAACCUAAACACUAACUAACAUCUCUACUGCAAGGUGAGCUACCCCACACAGCAGAAACAUGCGCCACUGCUCCCCCUAGAGGUGAAUCCAACAACUGCGGCUGCUAUUAACAACAACGUACAAGACUAUUUUUUCAGUCGGGGGUUUCAAAAUGGCUACUGUCAUUCACACUGGCUUUCGAAAGUCACUUACUAUUACAUGGUGGUGGUGGUGGGUUUCUUACUGUUCGUCUCUUUUGGCUCGUCUCGCCAUAGGUUUCUAACUAAACAAGGGGUCUAAAAGGGCUACACCUACAACCAGUAUCGUCCAAUCAGUGCGGCUCCUCGGAAGCUGGUCCCGCCCCCUUUUUGUCGCCCCUUGUCGAUCUCAGGUGUGUUAAUAAAUAAUUAUAUGCACAUAAAUACGAUAUAAAAAUACUGAAAUGGCCAUCACACCAAGUGCCUGUAAUAGGAGCAAUUUCUGCUUGGCAAGAAAUCUGGCCGAGAGUUUUGCCAUAAUUUAAAGGUGCACUGUGUAACUUUUCUGGUAAAGGACCGCCGGUUACUUGUCUCCAUGGAGAUGUUACGGCAUUAAACUUUUCAGUCUCCAUAGAAACAAGCAGGAGACACCACCAGGCCAAUUUACAGGUGAGAUCUGUGAAGCGGUGAUUUUAUUUUGAGCAAUAAAAACACCCAUAAUGGAAUAAAUGCGUCUUAUAUAAGUUUAAUACCAUAUUGCGGAACAUUACAGGUAAAGCAAUAGCAUCGCCAUGGAAGCGGACCCCCACAACCUGAAAAGUUACGCAGCGCACCUUUGAAAGCAAAUAUCUUCAAGUUAUCCCACAAAUAAAAGGCACAACUAACUUCUUUUUGGGGAUUUUUUUGUAAUUUCAAAUUGGGAAAACAACUAGCCAUCCAAAAAUGAUAAUAUUCUGAGUCCUGUGAUGUAGACUUGUGUGCGAUUGUGUUGAAAAAUGUUUGUUUGUGAAAUCUGAUCAAAAGCGUAACUUCACUAAAUUUCGUUAUUUUUGGUGGUGGUUAAAAUUUGGACAACGGGAAUGUGGUGCUGCUGCUCACCGGGAAUCAUGGGACAUUUAAGAGACUUUAAGAAAAACUUUUCUGGUUUUGUUUUUGUUUUUUUUGACAUAUUUAUUUAUUUUUGGUGCCUCUCUGAACACGUUUUGGAUCUCUGCUGUUUCCAUCACUGUACAAAAGUAUAUACCAAAUGGAGUAUUGAAGGGAACUGUGAGUGUUAAAAUCAUUGUAAUAUUAAAAUUAAGUUGGGAUUACUCAAAAUGUGGUCACAAAAGGAGUCUAUAUAUAGUCCCUAUGUAGUUUUGCAACCAUCCAUACUUAAAAAUGGUUUAAUUUGGCCUAUUUAGUCGUCAACAUUACAGGAAAUAUUUCACUUUCUAGUCUUUAAUUAUUAUUUAUGUGGGAUCAUUACAUCAGAUGUCCUUUGUUUUCCUACCCUUCCUCUCUUACAUCUUGACUUGAAAUUAGUUCUGUGGGAAAUUACCUUUUUUCCGUGUUCAAUUGUUCAUGAUUUUUAUUUGAUUUGACAAAAAAACAACACAAAAAUGGCUUUCAGUAUUACUUUCCUGCAUAUAGACUAUGCCUUUAAUAAUAUAACACACAAAAAAUAGUCAAAUUUCUUCCUUUAAAGUUUGACAGAAGAUCGGCUGUGGACCUCUGGAUUUAAAACGGAACAAAAACAAGCUGAUCAUAGAUGAAUAGAAAAUAAUAAAUUAGAUUAUUUGCACAGCUCUAGUUGAAAUACUUAAUGUCUCUGUAGCCUGCUGCUAGACACACUGACAAUCUAUAGCUAGACUUGAUUUAUGUUUAAAAAAGAUCUCUAUGAAUAUACGCAAUUAAUUAUUUUUUCCAAGUUGUGAAAAACACUGAGACAAGAUCAAGUGUGUUGCCAAAAAUGUAUCUAUUAAUAAUAUAAUGAAUGUGAGAAUCCGUAUGUGCUGGAAAUGCUACAGUUAACAGAAUAAUUUGACUAGUAUUAGUUAUAAAAGAUAAUUUAAGAACAUAUUUAAAUGACCAAAAUUGCAUUAAAUGACGUGAAAAUCUCAUUACAGGGUCCGUCGAACACUUUUCUCUGUGGAGAUGUUGUUGCUUUGUCUGGAAUGUUUCACAGUAUGGCAUUAAACCUUUCUUAUCUUCAUGGAGACCAAGCCAGGCCAAGUUACAGGUCAGAUCUGUGGCGAGGUAAGCCCUGCUCACAAUCAAAAGAUCUGUUUUUUAAGGUUUUUUGAGCUAUAAAACCACCUGCGAUUGAAUAAAUGUAAGGUAGAGCUCUUUAAAGUCAUACUGUGGAACAUUCCAGACAGAGCAAUGGUGUAUCCAUAUAAACAAGCAGAUGACGGACCCCCAACCAAAACGUUCCACCUUUAUUGCACGUUUAAAACAAUUAUUAAUCACAUUUUCUGCACUCCCAAACAACAAUUUACAUUUUCGUAGCCAUAAACUGUAUUUUCUGACUUUUGAAGAGUCCUUUACACAACCACAGUUUUUGAGUAAAUCCAAAUUAAACUUUUUGAGAGACAAAUUUCCUGUUUAAUUCAUGUCUUUGUUUUGGUUUUGUCUUGAAAUAUCGAUGAAGGGACUUCUGCUUCUUGUUUUUGUCGUUUGUUUUGACCCAAAUGUGGAACCUCUUUGAACAAAUGCCUCCUGUGCACUUUUGUGUGUCCUCGAUAUUGUAAAAUAACUGUCAAAUCUAUAGUUUAAUAAUAA